AUGGGAUCUUCAAGAACACCACCAGAUUCCGCUCUGGUAUCAUCACUACCAAAGACAACUUACUACAUACCAAACUUCAUUAGCCCUUCUGAAGAGUCACAGCUGCUCUCACAAAUCGCCUCCGCCCCAAAGCCAAAAUGGACAAUUCUCACCCAUCGUCGUCUCCAAACCUGGCCCAGCGCUCUGUCAAAAUCAAAUAUUCUUCUUGCCGAGCCGCUUCCUUCCUGGCUUGAAUUGCCAAUAAUUCCCCGCAUGCAGGAAUUAGGUAUUUGGGACAAUUCCCCUCAUAAGCAGCCAAACCAUGUCCUGGUGAAUGAGUACAAGCCCGGAGAAGGAAUCAUGGCCCAUGAAGACGGUCCAGCCUAUCAUCCAAUGGUGGCAACUGUGAGCCUGGGAGCGCCGAUUGUUUUAGAAGUGUUUGAGAAGAGCGAAGAUGGGCUGGGUGAAGCAAAAUUUAGAAUUUUGCAGGAGCCAAGAAGUCUUUUGGUUACUACGGAUGACAUGUAUACAACUCAUCUGCAUGGAAUCGCGCAACAAACAGUAGACGAGAAUAUUGGUCCUGAGACUGUGGCCAAUUGGGAUCUUCUAGGAGAAAAGGACCUCUUUGCUGAUGGUCGAUAUGACCGGCAGAUCAGGACAAGCUUGACAUAUAGAGAUGUCCUCAAAGUUGCCAAAUUUAAUCUUGGAAAUUCGCUUUUCAAGCGUUAA
This is a messenger RNA of Morchella sextelata, 708 nucleotides long. RefSeq lists its product as uncharacterized. The record is from RefSeq and is a predicted model, not a curated record. Bases 1 to 708 code for a protein of 235 amino acids. Lineage: Eukaryota; Fungi; Ascomycota; Pezizomycetes; Pezizales; Morchellaceae. The transcript is spliced from 3 exons.